Messenger RNA from Syngnathoides biaculeatus (alligator pipefish), 1260 nucleotides. It is a transcript of the gene cytl1, whose product is annotated as cytokine-like protein 1. Gene Ontology annotation, biological process: positive regulation of transcription by RNA polymerase II. NCBI's taxonomy places the organism in Eukaryota, Metazoa, Chordata, Actinopteri, Syngnathiformes, Syngnathidae. The transcript has 5 exons. The record is from RefSeq and is a predicted model, not a curated record. The coding region runs from base 241 to 681 and encodes 146 amino acids.
UAGGUGGCGUGUUUUGUCUAUGGAUGCCUUUAGCUGUGGACAUUCAAGUGGGAAAUUUUUGAAAUGAUAUCAUGUUCCAACAUGUUUGGAUCUCACUGUGAAUUAUCAGAUGGCGUGGCGAAGUCUAAUGAGCACUCAAGUCGACCCCCGCUUUUGCAGAAUUGUUGGCGUCUGGUCGGACCGAGCAGCGCGCACAUUCUAACCGCAGCCCGCGAGCAACGGCGCUGAAUCGCCCUAAACAUGAAGUUCGGAUCCGCACUCGCGUUCUGGUUCUUCGGUUUUGCGUGUGUGUCAGAAUGCACGCCACCGACCUGUUACUCCAGGGCGCUGAGCUUGAGCAAAGAAGUGAUGACCCUCUUGGAUAAGAUCCACACUUACCACCGUAUGAAAACGUGUGCUGAGGUCCUACCCACCAUCUUCCUUGACGUGCACAACUCGUGUGUGACGACCAAGCUCCGUGACUUCCUCUACGUGCUCCUAAACCAUCCCAGCCGGAACUGCAGAGAGCGACCCAGGAUGGUACUGCUGAAAACCAAAAUGCAGAACUUGUACGCCAUAAUCAGCCGAAUUUGCUAUCGGGACUUGGUGUUUUUCACAGACGACUGCGGGGCCAUCGACACUGGCCACAGCAGGCCUCACUACGCGGAGGACAGACUUCAGAUUUUGCAGGAGGAGAGAUAAUCAACAAGAAGGGGGUAGCCUCAAAGCACUUCCAAACAGUCUAACGUCAUCACAAUAUAUGCAUAAACAUUACACGUAUUCAAUCAUAAGCAGCACAGGACGGCGUGCAAACUCGUGUUUAGUGGACAUGCCUGGUUACAUUCCUGCAAGAACAGCAAAACUUUCCACAGGAAAUUUGUCGAAUGCCAGCCGUGCCGACGCAAAUCUUGAAAUAAUAAACCAGUAAGAGAUGCUUGUGAGCAGCCUUCACCUCUGUUAACUUACCACGGCUGAUCAAAGCUCCAUGUGUCAUUAAGAGAAAUCGGCUGUGUUGCCGUAACCUUUGCCCUCACUAAACAACCAGUAACGAACCAGCACCAUGUGCAACAAAGUUACUCCACUUAUUUGAUAAUGUUUUGGAAGGAAUACUAUUCUGACAUUUUUUUUCUGACAUUCUCACCACAUUGCUUCACAUCAAGUCAAGACUUGUGGUUUUUACUCAAAUAAUGCAAACUCUUUCAGUUUAUCUCUUUUCUAUGUCUUUUUCCAUGUCUGGAUGGACAUGAUCCCACUCAGAAUAAACCUUUGGUUUUGCUGUGA